AUGGGCCAGACGGAGCCCACAGCUGUUCUUAGCCUCGCAGCCACCAAGGCAAAAAGUCAGUUUCCGUCACUGUCCCGCCCUGAGUCCCGGUGUUGCAGACGAUUUGGGCACAGACGCGACCUGAAAAAUAACGCGGGCCGCAGGCAAAAGGCUAACCAGAGCCGGACUGCAAAAGGAACCCGGAAAGGGGCUGAGCGCGGGUGGGCGGGGCCGCGCGGUGACUGGCAGGGGUGGGGCCAGGCUGGCCGCGCCCCUCGUCGCCGGCUGCUGGGCUUCGGCCGGGGUCGGCUAGGCUCUGGCCGCGGGAACCGAGCAGCGCUCCGGCUCGGGGACGGACAGUCCACAAAGUUUGGUCCGCGGAGAACGCAACGUCGAGCCCGGCAGGUGCGGCCGGGCCUGGCCGUGGCGCUCGCGGCCUUGCGGGCGAGCACGGCCGGGCACCGGCGAGGAGCGACCAACUCUGAAGUUGGCAAGAGGCCGCCCCGCGGAGCUCCCUGCCAGGUAGACGAGCGGCGCCGCAGGACCCUGCGGGCACCCCUGCUCGGCUCAGGAUGCUGCCGGCCCUCCCCCUUCUCCUCCUCCUCCUCGGUAAGAGUCCCAGCCCCGGUCUCAGUGCCCGCCGUCCCGCGCCCUCCAGGGCGAGCCCCGCUGCUGCGAACGCCGCCCCGUCGAGCCUUGGCCCCUCUCGGCUCUUCCCACUUCGUCUGUCCCACCCACAGCCAAGGAAGGCGACCUUUCAGCGAGCUCACUCGCUGCCCUUUCUCGAUCCCCCCUCUAGGAGGUGCUCUGGCCCGUCCAGAUCGGGUCACUUUCCCAAAUCCUGCUUGUGAGAGCCCCCCAGCAGUGCUCUUGGAAGUACAGGGCAUUGUACAGCGGCCUUUGGGCAGGGACAGCCGAAGCUCGCCUGCGAACUGCACCUGGGUUAUCCUGGGCAGCAAGGAACAGACAGUGACUGUCAGGUUUCAGAAGCUGCACUUGGCAUGUGGCUCAGAGCACUUACUCCUGCGCUCCCCUCUCCAGCCGCCAGUCUCCCUGUGUGAGGCUCCUGCCAGCCCUUUGCAGCUUCCAGGGGGCAAUGUCACCAUCACAUAUAGCUAUGCUGGGGCCAGAGCACCCAUGGGCCAGGGCUUCUUGCUGUCUUACAGUCAAGAUUGGCUCCUGUGCCUGCAGGAAGAGUUCCAGUGCUUGAACCACCGUUGUAUACCAGCCGCUCAGCGCUGCGAUGGGAUUGAUGCCUGUGGCGAUGGCUCUGAUGAGGCAGGUUGCAGCUCAGAUCCAUUCCCUAACCUGAACCCAGCCCCUGCCCCAACCCCACCCUGCAAUCUCACCUUGGAGGACUUUUAUGGGGUCUUCUCCUCCCCUGGAUAUUCACACCUGGCCUCAGUGUCCCACCCCCAGUCCUGCCUGUGGCUGCUGGACCCCCAUGAUGGCAGGAGGCUGGCAGUGCGCUUCACCGCCCUGGACUUGGGUUAUGGAGAUGCAGUGCAUGUAUAUGAUGGUGCUGGGCCCCCUGAGACCCCUCGACUGCUGCGUAGUCUCACCCACUUCAGCAACGGCAAGCCUGUCACCGUGGAGACCCUGUCUGGUCAGGCUGUUGUGUCCUACCACACAGUUGCUUGGAGCAGUGGCCGAGGCUUCAAUGCUACCUACCAUGUCCGGGGAUACUGUUUACCAUGGGACAGACCCUGUGGCUUGGGUUCAGGCCUGGGGGCUGGUGAAAAUCUAGGUGAGCGCUGCUAUAGCGAGGCGCAGCGCUGCGAUGGCUCGUGGGACUGUGCCGAUGGCACAGAUGAGGAGGGUUGCCCCGGCUGCCCACCCGGCCACUUCCCCUGUGGAGCUGCUGGCACCCCUGGUGCCACAGCCUGCUACCUGCCUGCCGACCGCUGCAACUACCAGACAUUCUGUGCUGAUGGAGCAGAUGAAAGGCGCUGCCGGCAUUGCCAGCCGGGCAACUUCCGAUGCCGGGAUGAGAAGUGUGUGUAUGAGACGUGGGUGUGUGAUGGACAGCCGGACUGUACUGAUGGCAGUGAUGAGUGGGGCUGCUCCUACGCCCUGCCCCGAAAGGUCAUCACAGCGGCAGUCAUUGGCAGCCUAGUGUGUGGCCUGCUGCUGGUCAUUGCUCUGGGCUGCACCUGCAAACUCUAUGCCAUUCGCACCCAGGAGUACAGCAUCUUUGCCCCUCUCUCCCGGAUGGAGGCUGAGAUUGUGCAGCAGCAGGCACCUCCUUCUUAUGGUCAGCUUAUUGCCCAGGGUGCCAUCCCACCUGUAGAAGACUUCCCUACAGAGAACCCUAACGACAACUCUGUGCUGGGGAACCUGCGAUCUCUGCUCCAGAUCUUGCGCCAAGAUAUCACUCCAGGAGGUCCUGCAGGGGGCCGCCGUCGCCAACGGGGCCGCUCAGUGCGACGUCUUGUUCGCCGUCUCCGUCGUUGGGGUCUGCUUCCUCGAACCAAUACCCCAGCUCGGGCCCCUGAGACCAGAUCUCAGGUCACAGCAUCUGUUGCUCCCUCCGAGGCCCUGGAUGACAGCACAGGCCAAACCUGUGAGGGCGGGGCAGUAGGAGGACAAGAUGGGGAGCAGGCUCCUCCACUACCUGUCAAGCCACCAAUCCCAACCCCAAGCACACUUCCAGCCCUUGCUACUGUCUCUGAGCCCCCAGGGCCUCUCCCCUCGGUGUCCCUAGAGCCCUCACUGUUGUCUGGAGUUGUACAGGUCCUCCGAGGCCGCCUCCUACCUAGCCUGUGGCCCCCAGGACCCACUUGGACCCCAGCUGGACCUCACACAACAGUCCUGGCCCCAGAGGAUGAGGAUGAUGUAUUGUUAAUGCCACUGGCUGAGCCAGAGGUCUGGGUAGUUGAGGCAGAGGAUGAGCCCCUGCUCUCCUGAGGGAACCCAGCCACCUUGGGGCUCUAGACACAAUGCUAUGAUCCUUUGGAAGUGGUGUGGCUUCUCCACUGCUCUCUCUGUCUGGUACAGAAAGUUAGGUGUCCUUCAGGCAAGGAGAGAGUUCCCUGAGAGCCGCUUCUGUGUAUGACUAGAGACUCGACCGCCACCCUCUGCCCAUCCUGCUGUCCAGGUGGCUGUGUUAAGAAAAGUUCCCAAAGGAUCAUGGGCUUGGACACUCCAUCCUUCCCCACCCAAAAGUGGCCUUAAAUAUCAGACUGUAGUUGCCUAGAGAUCUUCUAGCCCCCCAAGGGGAGGAUUUGGCCAGGGUGAUGAUUUUGCCAGCCUGUCUCUGUGAUGCCUGGCCCACAUAGAGAACACAAGUGCUUUUGUUCCCUAGUUGCAUCAUUGCCUAGGAAAUCAAGGAAAAAUAAAAAUAAAAAAUCAUAAGUUUCA
Molecule: messenger RNA, 3339 nt
Organism: Phodopus roborovskii (desert hamster)
Lineage: Eukaryota; Metazoa; Chordata; Mammalia; Rodentia; Cricetidae
Gene: Lrp10
Product: LDL receptor related protein 10
Exons: 10
Coding region: 1-2886 (961 amino acids)
Cellular component (GO): plasma membrane
Molecular function (GO): protein binding
Source: RefSeq, a predicted model, not a curated record